UUUCGCUUACAUGGCCAUUGAAAGUUUGCCGGGCAAUCAAUUUUGGGAGAGAAUAUUGCUACUAUUCACUGCACCAAGCAGAAGAUACAAAGUUCUAGAGGAUUAUCACGCCACUUUUGUAGAGACUGUGCCUUUCAAGAGCAUAGUGACAUUCACAAUAUUCCAAACACUAUACUUGCUUGCUUGCUUUGGCAUUACGUGGGUUCCAAUCGCGGGGCUCCUUUUCCCUCUUUUGAUCAUGCUUUUGGUUCCUGUGAGACAAUACAUAUUGCCUAAGUUUUUCAAAGGGGUACACCUUCAAGAUUUAGAUGCAGCAGAUUAUGAAGAGUCGCCAGCUAUACCAUUCAAUCUUCCUACGGAGGGUGAAUUUGGUUCAAGACCUUCCUAUGCAGGAAGUGGGGAAAUUUUAGAUGAGAUGAUUACCAGAAGCAGGGGUGAAGUCAAACGCAUUAACAGUCCGAAGAUCACAAGUUCAACAGCAACUCCAAUAAGAGAUUCCAAGCUCCUUCAAAGCCCACGCGUUCCAGAAAAAGCAUACAGUCCACAGAUUAGCAAACUGAGAAGUCCCCUUUCUGGCGGAAGAGGGCCUUUCAGUCCGAGGACNUAGUCCUAGGAAUGGAGAACCAAAGCCAUCCAAUUUGGGCAUGAGUCCUCGGACAUCAGCUUCUAACGACUAAGAGACAAUUGACUUCCUAUCAUUAAGCUAGUUGAUAUGCCUAAAGCUUUGUAUUUCCAUUUGUUUGUCUCCCUUUCCUGCAUUUUAAGCGAUGCAUUUGGAAAUGUACCUGUAACAUUAGCCGAGUAUUGAUGUCUUAGAAUGAUAAUAGUUGGGAAGUGUUUGUUUGUUCAUAUAUUUUGGAGAUAAUAUUAAUAAUAGCAGCUAAAGUGUAUUUAUCCAUA
Molecule: messenger RNA, 900 nt
Organism: Nicotiana tabacum (common tobacco)
Lineage: Eukaryota; Viridiplantae; Streptophyta; Magnoliopsida; Solanales; Solanaceae
Source: RefSeq, a predicted model, not a curated record